AUGGCUCUCCUUGUUAUUCUCAUCUUGCUUUUCUUGUACCCUUUGGGGAACAAUGGUGAGGGCCCACCUUCACCCGGAUACUACCCGAGCUACACAAUGGGUUCCAUAGGGUUUGAUCAAGGGUUCACAAAUUUGUGGGGUCCACAGCACCAAAGGCUCGACCAAGAGGAACUAACCAUUUGGCUCGACAAAACCUCAGGCAGUGGAUUUAAGUCGUUGAAUUCUUAUUCUUCUGGUUAUUUCGGUGCGUCAAUGAAGGUUCACCCUGGUUACACUGCCGGAGUCGACACAUCGCUUUAUCUAUCGAACAAUGAAGCCCAUCCAGGUGAUCAUGAUGAGAUAGACAUAGAGCUUUUGGGCAACAUAAAUGGGCAGCCUUAUGUUCUUCAAACAAAUGUCUACAUUAAGGGCAGUGGAGAUGGCAACGUUAUAGGACGAGAAAUGAAAUUUCACCUUUGGUUUGAUCCCACGCAGGAUUUUCACCAUUAUGCGAUCCUCUGGAAUCCCAAUCAGAUCAUAUUUUUUGUAGACGAUGUGCCAAUCAGAACGUAUCCUAGAAAAGAUGAGGCACCAUUCCCUACAAGGCCCAUGUGGGUUUAUGGAUCCAUAUGGGAUGCCUCUGAUUGGGCCACAGAGAAUGGAAAAUACAGAGCAGACUACAGUUACCAGCCUUUUAUUGGCAAGUUCAAGAAUUUCAAGAUAAGCGGCUGUGACGCCGGUGCAGCCGCCUGCCGGCCGGCCACCGGCUCCCCUUCCGGGGCAACAGGGCUGAGCCGCCAGCAGUAUGCGGCAAUGGCUUGGGCCCAGAAUAAUUACAUGAUCUAUGAUUAUUGUGGUGAUCCACAACGUGACCACAAACUCACACCUGAGUGUUAG
Messenger RNA from Striga hermonthica, 876 nucleotides. Lineage: Eukaryota; Viridiplantae; Streptophyta; Magnoliopsida; Lamiales; Orobanchaceae. The record is from the annotation of a GenBank genome assembly.